UCCCCUCAUAGCAGAAGAUCACCCACGCCACCACCCACUCUACCACCUCUAUCUUUGUCUGAAGAGGAACAGCCGACCGAUAUACCUUUUCUACAUUCUCCUACGACUGCAUCUCAGUCGAUUGAUAUUGAUCGACCAUCACUCACUAGCUCAGCAUCGUUAUCCCAUCGCGAGAAUCGUGGACUGAAUGCCCCACCUCGCCUUCCUUCACCGGUAUAACGCAAAUGACGUUAACGAAACUCCUAUGGGUCAAGGGCGUUACGUUUCCUUCAGAGAACGACUCAACACCGCCGUUGGACUCCUCGAAGCCGAUGACGUUUCCUCAUUCCGAGAAAGGCUAACGUCUGCAUUGGACGCUGUUAGGACAGACGAAAGGGAAACUGACAUUGAGAGCAGCAAUCUUCCGGGUAGCUCCCGUCACACUCAACAAUACAAUGAUCGAGCGCCACCCGCCCCAUCCGGUGCUUCUAGUUCUCGGCCGUGGCGGACAUUGGUCUUAAACAACAUGAGAAAUGGCGCUGAUGAGACGGCCAAUCUCUCUCCUCGAACGAGGGAUAUCUUCAAUUCGCCUUCUCCGUCACCCGACCCUACAUCGUUGUCCAAUUCCGAGUCCAGGAUCCGGCCGUUAUAUCUUGCGUCUCAUUCCGUCCUUUCGAGACCCAGAGACUCCUUUUCACGAUCCGUCUCCCCGUCCGGACUUGGAGACACAACUACUGGACCUCUUACUAGUGAACGUCAGAAUCGCUAUAAUUCCACUGAGCGUUCCAGUCGAGCACUCGAACCUAUACCCACCACCCGAUCUCAUCGACACCCUUCGCCUCAGCAAUCUACAGGUUUAACAGUUCCUCGUCGACCACCCUCUCAAUCGAUUGAGCAAUUGUCUUCUGUCCCGGUAUCAGUCCCUUUCAAUCGCGAAUUGGCCAGAUGGUUUGAAGUUUCUGCUGAUACCACAGUACCAGAACACCCUCCAUCUUCAUCUGUCGCUGCCGCCGCAAGGAGCAUAACACCUCUUCCUCUUUCAGACACUGAUGACGAGUGGGUAAAUCUUGGCAGUCGUGGACUGCGGGGAGCAAUACCAGAGUGGGCUUUCGCUUUUCCAAGAACCAAUAGAUAUCUUGACCGUGGCGAAGAUGAUGAUCAAGAUCAAGAAGAUGAGGACAUCAUUGCGGGCCUCUUGUCCUCUACACAUGAAAGGUCGAAUUACGAAUCGACAACUUCGGCGACAAGAACGAAUACUUCAUCUCGAAGUACUCGAGUCCCUCCUUCAUUGGCUUCGUUGAUGGCCAGAGAUCAUUUGUUUUCUGAUCAAGAUAAUGACCGAGACGAUGACAAUGUCACCGUACGUGCAUCAGAUUCCAUCGAGGUUAAUCGUACAGAAAGAUAUCGGGAUUCAUCAGCUCCGAGACGUUAUACGGAUGUUCUCUCCAUUGCAGAUUAUCGUUCACAGUUACUUGCUGAUGCCCAAAGGCGGAGAUAUAUCGAGCAGGGAUCAGUUGAUCCUCGCGAGAGCCUUGAAAGUUGGACUUCGUCCAAUCAGGAACACAGACGAAGCACUACAAAUAAUGCGAGCAACUUUGACCAAGACGAACGGUCUUCCGCUGGAUAUAGAUUAACAGCUCACACAGAAGAUGAGAGCUCAUCUCUUGCCUCCGUUCGAUGGCAAUUCUCUUGGAAUGAUGCGCUGGGUCUGGAUCAAUCGGAACUGCGUCAAGAUGAAGCUCGCGCUUUCCAAAGAGAGCGCGGAAGAUUAGACGGGCGCUCGCAAAUACCAACAAACGUUCCGAGGUCUUCCCUUUUUGGCAGGAGUAUGCGGGAUGAAAAUCCAUUGAGCAAUAAUGCUCAAAACAUCGAUGAAAGUUCAGGCGUUUCCAGAUGGGAACCGCGACGCAACGAGCAAAACAUCAACGGUGACCUUGCAUACCAGCGUUUGCGUUCUCGUGUCUUUGGCUCUACCCGAUCCAGUGCUUCGAACUCCCUUGUUGCAGAGAACGCUGCAGAAAUCAGGCGCCGUAAUGCUCGUGCGGACCUGAUGGAACACCUCUUUCAUGAUGAUACGAGUCGACCAUCAAAUCGGCCCCUCAAUAGGGAUCAUGCUCGAAACACUGAUAGUUGGCGUUCGUCUGUUAUAGGUCACCGGGAGUCCUUUCCAAGUCAGCGUUCUAUCCCUUACCAACGUCGAAGUCCUAGCCCAUCCGAUUUCCCUCGAUCUAUUGCUGAUGUACUUGAUGCCACUGAUCAAGAAUUGGAAGAGCAGGAGCGCCGCACUCGCGAGGAAGAAGCUGAUGUUUUACCUCGUCGUUCUAACAGUCUUUCAUGGCUCCCGCCACCGCAAUUUGGAUUUGAUCAGUCCCUCUCAGAAACGCUCGUGGGAUUUUCAUCAGAUCUUAAUACGGCGAAUUCUUCAGAGGGUGGACGGCUGCCUGAGAUUGACUGGCUGCGUCGUCGGUCGCUGGCCAUGAGUAGGUUUAGACAUUCCGAUGACACUCGCGCUCAAACGCACUCGACACCAACUGAAUUCGAGCGUUCUAAUCGUAUCACACCUUUUCCGCGGUCUCGUGCUCCUAGUUCAUCUUCCAGAGUUGCACCCUCAUCUGAGUCAUCUGGUUUCUUCGAUUCCCGACAUUCAUCUAUAACUGAUAUCGCAAGGACAAUCAAUGACAGAUCCAAUCUCCUAUCUUCCAGGACACAACUUUUAAACGACUCCGAUCUCGAAACAUCACCUCGCACAGUUCCAAAUGACGCUAAUCUUCGCCGCCCUCUGCGCACUUACCCCCCACGCAUUGACGCAGAACGCCGUAAUAAUUCUGCACCUUUCAUUCCACCGCCAGAUCUAGGUUCUCUGUUCUCUCCUAAUGAUCUAUCCACAAGCUCUUUCCAAUCCUCAGUCUCAAUGGACAUAGAUGAAGAAUCGCCGCCAGCGCGCUCCAAUCAGCGUCAUGCACCAACUCAAUCAGACCCAUCCCAUAUUGUACCCAGCUCUACUGCUCGCACCCAGUAUCCCAGUAUUAAUGUGGAUUCAUUUGCUCCCGGGCCAUUCAGGAGCACUAUGCAGAGGCUUGCAGCGCAGAAUAAUUCGAGGAAUGUUUCUCAAGAAGCUCCGACAAUACCUCCUCUCAGUUUUGGGGAAGAUUUGGAAUCUUUCUCUGAAGCUAGAUCCUAUAUAGGAGCAGAGAACCAAGAGAAUACGGUCGGUUCCCCUGAGGUCAGGCAAAUCGUGUGACUGAUUAUUUUCUGUUAGAUUGGUUAUAACCUGGAAGAGCCCCGAGAUUCUAAUCCAUCCUUAAUCCGAGAAAGUCGCAUGCCUUCAUUCGAGAGGGCGCCUUGGCCUAGUCAAACUCCAUCUUCCGUUCGUUCUAGAACUCGCGAAACUUCACGUACAGGCGAUGACAUCCAUGGGGCAA
Molecule: messenger RNA, 3401 nt
Organism: Lentinula edodes (shiitake mushroom)
Lineage: Eukaryota; Fungi; Basidiomycota; Agaricomycetes; Agaricales; Omphalotaceae
Exons: 5
Coding region: 188-3220 (1010 amino acids)
Source: RefSeq, a predicted model, not a curated record